Messenger RNA from Athene cunicularia (burrowing owl), 1366 nucleotides. It is a transcript of the gene CTXND1, whose product is annotated as cortexin domain containing 1. The transcript is spliced from 3 exons. Bases 431 to 610 code for a protein of 59 amino acids. The record is from RefSeq and is a predicted model, not a curated record. Lineage: Eukaryota; Metazoa; Chordata; Aves; Strigiformes; Strigidae.
UGCUUACUUAGCAUACACCAGAGGCAAUGGGUAGGGUGAGCAGCCACUGCAGCCAGAAAACCCCAGUACAGAGCAAAGGCAAUUACCCUCCACAUGCAGAGACAUUGGAGCUGAAUUGUGCUGAAUAGAGAACCCCUCCGGCUGAGAGCCAUGUGUGCUUGGGAAGAGCCGCCACUUUCGCUCCGCUGAAAAAACAAUGCAAACACACCGGUGAGAACUGCUUCCAGGUCUGGGUGGAUGUGAACCUGAGUGGAGCCUGAACACCGUUAAAGCCACACUGAUUAACAAAACUUUAAAAAUAUGACUACAGUCAGGAUUUUAACACCACAAUGCUGCUAUGCCGGGAUGUGACAGGCUUCCUACCCAGGUCUGGAAGGUGGUUGAUGAUGUUAGGAGUAAAUAUAAACCCCGAGGAAGAGCGGCAUGAGCAAUGGAGGGACCAACCCCAGAGCCUGUGUACGUUGACGUGGACAAGGGACUGACGUUAGCGUGUUUCGUCUUUCUCUGCCUUUUCUUGAUCGUGAUGAUUAUUCGCUGUGCAAAAGUCAUCAUGGACCCUUACAGUGCCAUCCCUACGUCUACAUGGGAGGAGCAACAUCUAGAUGACUGAAAGAACUUCACUAGACAGAGCCAUAAAAUGCUGUGACCCAGGAGGCCUUUUCCCACCGGGAAAGCUAACACACAAACAGCCAUUUUCAGAUAUGCAGGGCAACGGCAAUAUCUCUAAGAGCACAUAGCAUAAAUUAUUCUUGCUCAACAGAUCAGGAUUAUCAGCAAGCCAUUCCAGCAGCACAGUUUAAUACUAUGCAGCGACCCUUAUUUUAAAGAAAACACUUAUCACUGCAACUCAAGUAGCACAAGACUCUCCAGACUUUUCCUAAUAUAACUCUUGGUCUAGCACAGUUUGUCCUCCCCUCAGUAUCUCCCACAAACCCAGGGUAACCAUCAGAAUUUGGAAAAGCGGCAAGAACAUUUUGUCUUUCCUGAAAAUAGAUCGCUUCAAAUAUUUUCCUCGGUCCCUAUAUUUGUGUUUUGAAAAAAGUCCAGAUUUUAUAAUUUUGUAUCCCAGAGCACCACUAAGUAGAAGCGCUAAAGCACCCCUGGUUGAGUUGUAUGAGCAGAUUUAUUCUCGACUUGCUUGGUUCUGCACGCACAAUCCCUCUCCCACUGCAGCCACAUUUCCAGUGGUCAGGAUACGGAAGCACCCAGACUACAGUUCUCAAGGAGGUCACGCACUGCUGUUGACCCUGUAGCAUCGCCUCGCUCUAUCCUACUCAUGGAAAUUUAGUAUUUACCUUCUGAAGAGCGGGGGAUUGAGGGGUUCCCAUGUCCUCUAUUCCCCAGAUUCUAAGGUUUCCUCACAGAU